Messenger RNA from Apodemus sylvaticus (European woodmouse), 1077 nucleotides. It is a transcript of the gene Gpr87, whose product is annotated as G protein-coupled receptor 87. Gene Ontology annotation, cellular component: membrane. The record is from RefSeq and is a predicted model, not a curated record. Gene Ontology annotation, biological process: G protein-coupled receptor signaling pathway. Bases 1 to 1077 code for a protein of 358 amino acids. Gene Ontology annotation, molecular function: G protein-coupled purinergic nucleotide receptor activity. The transcript has 2 exons. Lineage: Eukaryota; Metazoa; Chordata; Mammalia; Rodentia; Muridae.
AUGGGGCUCAACUUGACACUUGCAAAAUUACCAGGUAAUGAACUGUACAGCCAAGCAAGUCCCACUGCAAACAGCACAAGCGCAGGACAUGGGAAGAACUCCACCCUGCACAACAAAUUUGACACUAUCAUCCUGCCAGUGCUUUACCUCGUCAUAUUUGUGGCAAGCAUCCUGCUGAACGGUCUGGCCGUGUGGAUCUUCUUCCACAUUCGGAAUAAAACCAGCUUCAUAUUUUAUCUCAAAAAUAUAGUAGUAGCUGACCUCAUAAUGACCCUGACGUUUCCGUUCCGAAUAGUCCGUGACUCAGGAUUCGGACCUUGGUACUUCGAGUUUAUCCUCUGCAGAUACACCUCGGUUUUGUUCUACGCAAACAUGUAUACAUCCAUUGUGUUUCUUGGGCUGAUCAGUGUUGAUCGCUAUCUAAAGGUGGUAAAGCCUUUUGGUGACUCUCGCAUGUACAGCAUAACGUUCACCAAAGUUUUAUCAGUUUGUGUCUGGGUGAUCAUGGCUGUUCUGUCCUUGCCAAACAUCAUACUGACUAACGGUCAGCCCACUGAGGAAAAUAUUCAUGACUGCAUGAAACUUAAAAGCCCUUUGGGAGCCAAGUGGGAUAUGGCUGUCACCUAUGUUGACAGCUGUUUGUUCGUGGCUGUGCUGGUGAUUCUGAUUGGAUGCUACAUAGCCAUCUCUAGAUACAUCCACAAAUCCAGCAGGCAGUUCAUAAGUCAGUCGAGCCGGAAGCGAAAGCACAACCAGAGCAUCCGCGUGGUCGUGGCAGUGUUUUUCACUUGCUUCCUCCCGUAUCACUUGUGCAGAAUCCCCUUUACCUUCAGUCACUUAGACAAGCUCCUAGAUGAGUCGGCACACAAAAUUCUCUACUACUGCAAGGAAAUGACACUUUUCUUGUCCGCAUGCAAUGUGUGCCUGGAUCCGAUCAUUUAUUUUUUCAUGUGUAAGUCAUUCUCAAGAAGGCUAUUCAAGAAAUCAAACAUAAGAACCAGGAGCGAAAGCAUCAGGUCACUGCAAAGUGUCCGAAGAUCAGAAGUGCGUAUCUAUUAUGACUACACCGAUGUGUAG